GAAAAAAAAAAUCUUCCACCAACACCACAGCUCCCAGUUUUCUUAAAAGGCGUUUAUAUGUGCCAGAGAACCAAAAAAAAGGCCUUUUCGUGGUUAUCAAGACGUUCCACAAAUCCAGCUCCCCCGCUUUUGGUACAGCCCGGUUCGAUCACUACUUCCGCCUGUAAAACUGUUCCGGAUAACUAGGAAUUCCUAGAGCGUCGCUUUGUUUUCCUCUGACUGUUUUCUACUCCUGUAUCGCGACCCCGUGUCUCUGAAUGCUCUAUGUCCAACAUGGCGACGCGGCUACAGCCUGAAUACGACUCUUACGCCAUUGAAGAGCCCAGUGAUGAGGAGCCGGCCAGUAGCAGUUCGGAGGAUGAAUUGGACGUGCUUUUACAUGGGACGCCUGAUCAGAAGCGCAAGAUGAUUCGCGAGUGUCUCACUGGUGAAAGUGAAUCAUCCAGCGAUGACGAAUUUGAGAAAGAAAUGGAAAGUGAAUUAAGCUCUGCAAUGAAGACCAUGGAAGGGAGUUGGCAGUCCGUUGUCCCUGUCGCAUCCACAAGUAAUGGCGCUACAACAUCCGAGUCCACUGCGCAACAGUUUUACGAUGAUGUGUAUUUUGAUUCGGAUUCAGAAGAUGAAAGCUCCAAUGUUGUGCAACAGAACAAGCCAAAACGUAAGUCAAAGCAAAAGGUUCUCACCAAUGAUGAGCUUUUGUAUGACCCUAAGGAAGAUGAUCGAGACCAGAAGUGGGUUGAUGCAAGGAGAAGAAGGUACUGGAACAUGCGCAAACCAAAACAAACACAUCCCCAGCAGUCCAAGCAUCAGGCCAUGCCACCUAGUGAUGCCAUUUUGAACUGCCCUGCUUGUAUGACCACGUUAUGUCUGGAUUGCCAAAGGCAUGAGUCUUACAAGACCCAGUACAGAGCCAUGUUUGUGAUGAACUGCACUGUCAACAAACAGGAAUUGCUUCGUUUCCCUGUUCAGUCUUCUGCAAAGAACAAACGUCAAGUUCGCAAAAAACUGAAACGCCCUCAAACAGAGACUGGAACGGAGACCGAGGAAACCGAAAUGUAUCACCCUGUCAAAUGCAACGAAUGUUCCACAGAAGUGGCAGUUUAUGACAAAGAGGAAGUGUAUCAUUUCUUCAAUGUUCUUGCUAGCCACUGCUAAGAGACCAAACACUCCAGGGUUACAUAUUCUGAGCAUUUCACUCUUUCGUCUUCAUACACGGUAAAGCCUGUACCUUUCUUUAUUAACCUGCUGAUAAAGAACUUGGGAAGUUUUUUCACAUUUAAGCAUUCAUGUUUUCAGACAUGAAGAAGAAACCCCAGGGGCCUGUAUAAAGGAAAUAAGGCUUGCUGCACUUCUGCAAAAUCGUCAGAUGGUGGUUUGUGUGCCUUGUGUUUAUAAGCAUUGUAUAUGGGGUUAGGGGUUUUUUUUAUUUUAAAAGGGGCCUAAUUUUGUUUCUUACUGUUUUAAUAUAGACUGGGGUUUAUUUUCCUUAGUUU
This is a messenger RNA of Xenopus laevis (African clawed frog), 1493 nucleotides long. It is a transcript of the gene eapp.L, whose product is annotated as E2F-associated phosphoprotein L homeolog. The record is from RefSeq and is marked provisional. Gene Ontology annotation, cellular component: nucleus. NCBI's taxonomy places the organism in Eukaryota, Metazoa, Chordata, Amphibia, Anura, Pipidae.